AAAUGAUCAGUUAUGAAGGUUAAUGGUCAGGCGCGACGGGGCAGCCCUUCUGUAAAUAAAGGGGUCCUCAGAGUAGUUUCCGCUAACAAAGCAGGCUCUAAAAUGUCGGGAGAGGUGUAUCUCCUGUGGCUUCUCUCGCUUUUACAAACGCUGUCGGCGUACAGCGCCGAGCUGUCGUCUGAGGCGUGCAGGGAGCUUGGCUUCUCCAGCAACCUGCUGUGCAGCUCCUGUGACCUGCUCGGGGAGUUCAGCCUCACCAAGCUCCAGCCCGACUGCUGGCAGUGCUGCCAGCAGGAGGCCCAGAUGGAAGCACGCAAGCUCUAUGCCGGGGCCAUCCUCGAGGUGUGUGGAUGAAAACUGGGGAGGUUCCCUCAAGUCCAAGCUUUUGUCAGGAGUGAAAAGCCGAAGAUGUUCAAGGGUCUUCAGAUCAAGUACGUGAGAGGCUCGGAUCCUGUAUUAAAGCUUUUGGACGAUAACGGGAACAUCGCUGAAGAGCUCAGCAUCCUCAAGUGGAACACAGACAGCGUGGAGGAGUUCCUGAGUGAGAAAUUAGACCGGAUAUAGACACAACUUUUUUUGUUUUGUUUUUAGUCUUUAGUUGAAGGGUCAGUUCACCCAAAUUACAAUCCCUCCAGUGGUAUGUAGCGAUGCAGAUGUUUUAUGUGCCAACAAGGUUGAGACAAAUCUGUCUCUGCGAUUUCUUUGUCCACCUUCAGGUAAAUUUUUUUGUGGUGCUCACAGCACUGAAGACAUUUAAAAUAUUCAACAGCAGCUUGUCUUUCCAGAAACUGUGUCCUGGUUACUGUAGAUUAACCAGCUAACACACUAUUCAUUGGAACUACUUUCUACUGAAGAAAUAGUCCCAAUGAAUACUGAGCAACAGAGACACUAUUUCUGGACAGAUUUGUAGCUGUAAAUCAAUUUUUUUGAGCACCACAAACAAAAACACACUGCGGCAGAAAUCUCAAGAGACAGAUCUUCUAAAACUUGAGCAAAUUAAACCAAAACUGUCUGCAUGGCUAGAGACUACUAGGGGCAAGUGAGAAAAUGUUUUUUUUGUAAUUUGGGUGAACCAACCCUUUUAGUUAUUUACCAAUUUGUACACAACUCGGCCUUGAUAGAUGGUUGUUAAAUCAAUGCUCUAUAUGACUGUUUUUGUAUCUGAAAAUCAUCCUUUCUGGAUUUGACCAAAUAACUUAUGUGAGUCUGAAAAGACAUAAUCACAGAGCCCAGACGGGCAGCACAUCCAAAAUAAUGAUCAACAUGACAGAUUAAUCAUGGCUCAAAGUGGGUCCCAUUAGGUUUGGAAAAACGAUACUGUAUAUCAUGACCUGUUUCUUUGUCUACCUGUGGGAUAUUCCAUUCCCCCUCUGUCUGUACGAUAUUCAUGUAUAAUUGUUUUUUUUUUAUAAUGCUCAACAUUGUGACUGAUGGGAUUUCUAGUAAGAAUGAAUCCUAGUUGCUCUCCAAAUGCAGGUGUCUUUGCUGAACACACAUUAGUGAAGACCUCACAGUAAACCAGUGUUGGGAUGUGAGGUCUGAUGUAUAUUUGUGUCUAUCGGCAUCUUCUGCUUCGAAGAGAAACUGGAUUCGUUUUGGAUGCUUGUUUUUGAGCGAGUGAGGUGACCAUUUAAAUAUGCAACAAUAAACAAAGUCUCUGAUGGA
Messenger RNA from Siniperca chuatsi (mandarin fish), 1665 nucleotides. It is a transcript of the gene selenof, whose product is annotated as selenoprotein F. NCBI's taxonomy places the organism in Eukaryota, Metazoa, Chordata, Actinopteri, Centrarchiformes, Sinipercidae. Gene Ontology annotation, cellular component: endoplasmic reticulum lumen. Gene Ontology annotation, molecular function: oxidoreductase activity. The transcript is spliced from 5 exons. The record is from RefSeq and is a predicted model, not a curated record.